AUGCUACAACACUUAAUAAUUUUUUCUCUUGGAUUGGUUGUCCAAAAUUGCUGCUCCAUGGCUGAAACUACAGGACAGGCAAAAAGAUGUGAUAAGAAGUCUCUUCUGAUAACCAGAACUGAGUGCCGAUCCUGCUCACUCAACUUCGGAAUCAAGUGCCCAGACGGUUACACCAAGAUUACCAACGGCUCUGUAGGGGUUCGAGAUUGCAGGUACACGUUUGAAGUCAGAACCUACUCGCUCUCUCUCCCCGGAUGUCGGCAUAUCUGUAGGAAGGACUACCUCCAGCCUCAGUGUUGUCCAGGCCACUGGGGUCCAGACUGCCUGGAGUGCCCAGGAGGUGCCAUGUCCCCCUGCAGUGGCAGGGGCAGUUGUGCCGAAGGCUUGGAAGGAAAUGGAAGCUGCUCCUGCCAAGAAGGAUUUGGUGGAACAGCCUGUGAAGACUGUGCUGAUGAUAACCUAUUUGGACCAAGCUGCUCAGCAGUGUGCAACUGUGUCCAUGGAGUGUGCAAGAGUGGAAUAGACGGCGAUGGAACCUGUGAGUGCUACUCUGCGUACACUGGAGCCAGCUGUAACAAGCCCAUCAAUCCAUGUUCACAAAACAUCUGUCACCCUCAUGCUCGCUGUACCUACCUGGGACCAAAUCAGCACAGUUGUACAUGUGAAGAAGGCUACCACGGGGAUGGCCAAGUGUGCUUACCAACAGAUCCCUGCCAAGUGAACUUUGGAAACUGCCCAACAAAGUCAACAGUGUGCAAAUACGAUGAGCCCGGACAGUCUCACUGUGAGUGUAAGGAACAUUACCGUGAUUUUGUACCUGGAGUGGGGUGCAGUAUGACCAAUAUCUGUGAGUCAAAUAACCCCUGCCAUAGGAAUGCAAACUGUACCACCAUCACGCCAGGCCAAACCAAAUGCACUUGCCAGAAAGGUUAUGUGGGAGAUGGCUUGACAUGUUAUGGAAACAUCAUGGAGCGGCUCAGAGACUUAAACACUGAACCCAGAGGAAAAUGGCAAGGAAGGCUGACUUCUUUCAUCUCACUCCUGGACAAAGCUUAUGCCUGGCCACUAAGUAACCUGGGACCAUUCACUGUGCUGUUGCCAACAGACAAAGGACUGAAAGGAUUCAAUGUAAAAGAGCUCUUGAUGGAUAAUGAGGCCGCUCAGUACUUUGUGAAGCUGCACAUAAUUGCUGGGCAGAUGAAUACUGAGAAUUUGAAUAACACAGACACAUUUUAUACCUUGACGGGAAAAUCAGGGGAGGUCUUCAAUGGUGAUAAGGACAAUCAACUUAAGCUUAAACUCUAUGGAGGAAAAAAGAAGGUAAAAAUUAUGCAGGGCAACAUGAUUGCUUCCAAUGGGCUCCUGCACAUCAUCGACAGAGCCAUGGAUAAGAUGGACCCCACAUUUGAGAGCAACACUGAGCAAACCAUAAUGGCAAUGCUACAACCAAGAUACAGCAAGUUCAGAUCCUUGCUAGAGGAAACCAAUGUGGGACAGGCCUUGGAUGAGGAUGGUGUUGGUGGACCAUACACCAUUUUUGUUCCAAGUAAUGAAGCGUUAAAUAACAUGAAGGAUGGCACUCUUGAUUACCUCCUUUCUGCAGAGGGAUCUCGGAAGCUUCUGGAACUCGUCAGGUACCACAUUGUCCCAUUUACCCAGCUUGAAGUGGCCUCACUCAUUUCAACCCCUCACAUCAGAAGCAUGGCCAACCAGAUCAUACAGUUUAACACAACCAACAAUGGACAAAUUCUUGCAAACGGUGUGGCAAUGGAAGAAAUUGAAGUUGCUGCCAAAAAUGGCAGAAUUUACACCCUGACUGGAGUUCUCAUUCCUCCUUCCAUCACCCCAAUCCUGCCUCACCGAUGUGAUGAAACCAAGAGAGAGAUGAAACUGGGCACCUGCGUGAGCUGUUUCCUGUUGCAUGAGAGCAUCUGUCCAGCUAACUCUGAGCCCACAGCACUGUUUACACACAAAUGUGUCUACUCCAGCAGAAUAAAGAGACUUAAGAAUGGCUGUGCCAGAUACUGCAAUGCUACUAUGAAGUGUGCAGAUGGCAUCAGUGGCAAUGGGACAUGCAUUUGUGAGGAUGACUUCCAAGGCUCUCAGUGUCAGUUCUGCUCCAAUCCCAAUAACUACGGACCUCAGUGUGACAAAAAAUGUCUGUGCCUUCAUGGAACAUGUGACAACAGGAUAGACAGUGACGGAGCCUGCCUUGCCGGCACUUGCAGAGACAGCUCCGCUGGGAAGUUCUGCAACAGGCAGACCUCAGCCUGUGGGCCCUACAUGCCGUUCUGUCACAUCCACGCCACCUGUGAAUACAGCAAUGGGACAGCCAGCUGCAUUUGCAAACCAGGAUAUGAAGGGGACGGAACCGUCUGCUCAGAAGUGGACCCUUGUGCAGGAUUAAUCCCUGGGGGCUGCAGCCGCAACGCAGAAUGCAUCAAAACUGGCCUGGGAACACACACCUGCGUGUGCCAGCAGGGAUGGACCGGGAACGGGAGAGACUGCUCUGAGAUCAACAACUGCCGGCUGCCCAGCGCUGGCGGCUGUCACAGCAAUGCAACCUGUUUGUACGUCGGCCCAGGGCAGGAUGCUUCUUUCCGACCCAUGCUGUCAGCCGCCUCAAACCUUACUGUCCUUGUGCCUUCCCAAAGAGCUAUUGAGGACAUGGAUCAAGAUGACAAAAACUUUUGGUUGUCAAGGAGCAAUAUUCCAGCCCUAAUAAAAUACCAUAUGCUCCUGGGCACAUAUGGAGUGGCAGAUCUGCAGACUCUGUCAUCUUCAGACAUGCUGGCAACAUCUUUGCAGGGCAACCUUCUCCACCUGGCAAAAGUGGAUGGGAAUGUUACAAUUGAAGGUGCUUCCAUUGUCGAUGGUGACAACCCAGCCACGAAUGGAGUGAUACACGUCAUCAACAAGGUUCUGGUUCCCCAAAGAAGUCUAACUGGCUCCUUACCAAACCUGCUCACCCGGCUGGACCAGAUGCCUGACUAUUCCAUCUUCCGGGGCUACAUCAUUCAAUAUAACCUGGCAAAUGCAAUCGAGGCUGCCGAUGCUUACACAGUGUUUGCUCCGAACAAUGAUGCCAUUGAGAAUUAUAUCAGGGUGAAGAAAGCUGCAACACUAAAGGAGGACAUAGUCAAGUACCACGUGAUCCUGGAGGAGAAACUCCUGAAGAAUGACCUGCACAAUGGCAUGCAUCGGGAGACCAUGCUGGGUUUCUCCUACUUCCUUGGCUUCUUUCUCCACAAUGACCAGCUCUAUGUAAAUGAUGCUUACAUAAACUACACCAAUGCAGCCACUGACAAGGGAGUGAUCCAUGGUUUGGGGAAAGUUCUGGAAAUUCCGAAGAAUAGAUGUGAUAAUAAUGACACUACUAUUGUUCCAGGAAAGUGUGGAAAGUGUCCUCAGCAGCCAAUCUGCCCUCCUGGAACAAAGCCACUAGGUGAAGAGACGAAGAAAUGUAUCUAUACCCGUUAUUUCCUAGGAAAGCGAUCGCUGUUCAUUGGGUGCCAGCCAAAAUGUGUGAAAACUGUCAUUGUAAGAGAAUGUUGUGCGGGCUUCUUUGGGCCCCAGUGCCAGCCCUGCCCGGGGAAAGCCGGGAACGUCUGCUUUGGAAAUGGGGUCUGCUUGGAUGGAGUGAAUGGCACGGGCAUGUGUGAGUGUGAAGAGGGCUUUAGUGGGACAGCCUGCGAGACCUGUGCUGAAGGCAAAUACGGCAUCCACUGUGACCAAGCAUGUUCUUGUGUCCACGGAAGAUGCAACCAAGGACCCUCGGGUGACGGCUCCUGUGAAUGUGACGUUGGCUGGCGAGGAGUGAAAUGUGACAGUGAGAUCACAGAAGACAGCUGCAAUGGGACAUGCCACAGCAGCGCCAACUGCCUUCUCAAUUCAGAUGGCACAGCCUCAUGCAAAUGUGCAGCAGGAUUCCAAGGCAACGGGACAGUCUGCACAGCAAUCAACGCCUGUGAGAUCAGCAAUGGCGGCUGUUCUGCCAAGGCUUACUGUAAAAUAACCACCCCAGGAAGUCGGCUCUGCGUGUGCAAGGAAGGCUAUGCUGGCGAUGGCAUUGUAUGCCUAGAAAUUAAUCCAUGUUUGGAGAACCAUGGUGGCUGUGACAAGAACGCAGAGUGCACACAGACGGGACCCAACCAGGCCGUCUGCAACUGUCUGCCAACAUACACUGGAGAUGGCAAGACCUGCACACUCAUCAACGUCUGCCUAACUCCAAACUACAUUGGGGAUGGAUUUACCUGCCGUGGCAAUAUCUAUCAGGAGCUGCCCAAGAAUCCAAAAACAUCCCAGUAUUUCUUCCAGGUGCAGGAGCAUUCUUUGCGAGAGCUGGCUGGCCCGGGCACCUUCACCGUCUUCGUACCUUUAUCAGCAGCCUUUGAGGAGGAAGUCCGGCUUAAAGAGUGGGACAAACAGGGCGUACUUCCUCAGGUCCUUCGGUAUCAUGUGGUUGCCUGCCACCAGCUGCUUCUGGAAAACCUGAAAUUGACCCCAAAUGUAACUUCCCUACAAGGGGAGUCAAUUGUCAUCUCUGUCUCUCAGGACACAGUAUAUUUAAAUAACAAGGCUAAGAUCAUAUCCAGUGACACCAUCAGUACCAAUGGAAUCAUCCACAUCAUAGACAAAGUGCUGUCUCCCCAAAACAUGCUUAUCACCCCCAAAGAUGCCUCUGGAAAGGUUCUGCAGAAUCUUACGACAGUGGCAAAAAAACAUGGCUACACCAAAUUUAGCAAGUUAAUACAGGAUAUGGGCUUGCUGAGUCUCAUCACUGAUCCCAUGCACACCCCGGUCACUCUCUUCUGGCCCACGGACCAAGCUCUCCAAGCCUUACCAGCUCAACAACAGUAUUUCCUCUUCAAUCAAGAAAACAAGGACAAGCUGAUGGAGUACCUGAAGUUCCAUGUGAUCCGAGACUCCAAGGUUUUAGCAGUGGAUCUCCCUAGAUCUGCUGCCUGGAAGACCCUGCAAGGUUCAGAGCUGAGCGUGACGUGCGGAGCUGGCAGGGACAUUGGCGAGCUCUUUCUGAAUGACCAAACAUGCAGAAUUGUGCAGCGGGAACUCUUGUUUGACCUGGGUAUAGCCUAUGGCAUCAACUGUCUGCUGAUCGACCCCACGCUGGGGGGCCACUGUGACACUUUUGCUAGUUUCAAUGUCUCGGGGGAUUGUGGGAGCUGUAUCUAUACUCCCAGCUGCCCAGAGGGGAGCAAAGCAAAGGGUGUGAAGCAAAAGUGUCUCUACAACCUGCCCUUCAAGAGGAACCUGGAAGGCUGCCGGCAGCAGUGCGUCAUGGUGGUGCAGCUCCCCAGGUGCUGCAAGGGCUACUUCGGGCGAGACUGUCAGGCCUGCCCUGGAGGACCAGAUACCCCGUGCAAUAACCGGGGUGUCUGCCUCGAUGAGUACUGGGCCACAGGAGAGUGUAAAUGCAACACCGGCUUCAACGGGACGGCGUGUGAGCAGUGCUCACCGGGGAGAUUCGGGCCUGACUGCCAGCCCUGUGGCUGCUCGGACCACGGACAGUGCGAUGAUGGAAUCCUGGGCUCCGGGCAGUGCCUCUGUGAAACAGGGUGGACGGGCCACUUCUGUGACACUCAGGCAGUGUUGCCUCCUGCUUGCACACCUCCUUGUUCUACUCACGCCACCUGUAAGGAGAACAACACGUGUGAAUGUAACCUGAAUUACGAAGGUGAUGGGAUAACAUGCACAGUUGUGGAUUUCUGCAAACAGAACAAUGGGGGCUGUGCGAAGGUCGCCAAGUGCUUCCAGAAGGACACCAUGGUCUCCUGCAGCUGCCCCAAGGGCUACAAGGGCGACGGUCGCAGCUGCACAGAAAUAGACCCCUGUGCCGAUGGCCUCAAUGGCGGGUGUCACGAGCAUGCCACCUGCAAGAUGACUGGCCCAGGCAAGCACAAGUGUAAAUGCAAAAGUCACUACGUGGGAGACGGCCUGGCCUGUGAGCCGGAGCAGCUGCCCAUUGACCGCUGUUUACAGGACAACGGGCAGUGCCACGCAGAUGCUGACUGUGCCGACCUCCACUUCCAGGACACCACUGUUGGCGUGUUCCACUUACGCUCCCCGCUCGGCCAAUACAAGCUGACCUUUGACAAAGCCAGAGAGGCCUGUAUCAAUGAGGCUGCAACCAUUGCAACCUACACCCAGCUCUCCUAUGCCCAGAAGGCCAAAUACCACCUCUGUUCGGCGGGCUGGCUGGAGACAGGGCAUGUUGCCUACCCCACAGCCUACGCCUCCCAGAACUGUGGAUCUGGUGUUGUUGGGAUAGUAGACUAUGGAGUGAGAACCAACAAGAGCGAAAUGUGGGACGUCUUCUGCUACCGGAUGAAAGAUGUGAACUGUACCUGCAAGAAGGGCUACGUGGGAGAUGGCUUCUCAUGCAGUGGGAACCUGCUGCAGGUCCUGAUGUCCUUCCCUACACUCACAAACUUCCUCACGGAAGUGCUGGCCUAUUCCAACAGCUCCACCAGAGGCCAGGCAUUUCUGAAACACCUGACUGACCUGUCGAUCCGCGGCACCCUGUUCGUACCACAGAACAGUGGGCUGAGGGAAAAUGAGACGCUGUCUGGGCGGGACAUAGAGCACCACCUCGCCAAUGUCAGCCUCAUGUUUUACAACGACCUCGUUAACGGUACCAUUCUGCAAACCCAGCUGGGAGGCCAGCUGAUUAUCACCUCCAGCCAGGACCAGCCCCAUCUGAAGGAAACCAGGUUUGUCAAUGGAAGAGCCAUUCUGCAGUGGGACAUCUUUGCCUCCAAUGGGAUCAUUCAUGUCAUUUCCGGACCUUUAAAAGCACCCCCCACUCCAGUGACCUCAGCCCACUCUGGCUUGGGAACAGGGAUAUUCUUUGCUGUCAUCCUGGUCCUUGGAGCCAUUGCUUUUGCUGCGUAUUCUUACUUUCGGCUAAACCGGAGAACAAUUGGAUUUCAGCACUUCGAGUCGGAAGAGGAUCUCGAUGUUGUGGCUUUCGGCAAGGAGCAGCCUGAGAAUAUCUCCAACCCUACAUACGAGAGCACAACCUCCGCUCCCCCAGACCUGUCUUCCGACCCCUUCACGGACGCUGAUGAACAGCAGCUCAAGAGCCGCGACCCCCUCGGGGGACUCUGA
Molecule: messenger RNA, 7128 nt
Organism: Orycteropus afer afer
Lineage: Eukaryota; Metazoa; Chordata; Mammalia; Tubulidentata; Orycteropodidae
Gene: STAB2
Product: stabilin 2
Exons: 64
Coding region: 1-7128 (2375 amino acids)
Biological process (GO): cell adhesion
Molecular function (GO): calcium ion binding; hyaluronic acid binding
Source: RefSeq, a predicted model, not a curated record